CAGCGCCCUGGCUGCCACCGCCCAGCCGCCGCCGCUGCCGUCGCCGAGUGUGCAGGCCGCCGCUGCUUGCGGGCUGCGUGUCUGCCUCCGCCGACCAGCCUCCGCCAUGGACCUGUUCGGGGACCUGCCGGAGCCGGAGCGCUCGCCGGCUGCUGGGAAAGAAGCUCAGAAAGGAUCUCUGCUCUUUGAUGACCUCCCUCCGGCCAGCAGUACUGACUCAGGUACAGUCUUCAGGCUCUCCCAGGACCAGGCGGACCUUUGCUUUUUGAUGACCUCCCACCAGCCAGCAGUGGCGAGUCAGAUUUUGGAAACUUCCCUAAUUGUAAAUAAGGGCCUGUGGAUGUACAACACCAUGCAGGUGCUACAGCCCGAGUACAGAUGUCUCUUUUUACCACUGAGAAGCCUCUCUUGCAGAUCCUCUCAUGGUUGGUGUGGUCUCCCACUGUGGGUGCCCAGGCACACUGGCCUGGCCCUUGGAUUCAGAGCUAUGACUGCUGGACAUGACAUUUUAUCUUUGAGGGCUGGGAUGGAGCCUGAUCUGCAGGGGUCUUUUUCCUCUUCAGUGAUUUUUGGUUUGAAAGGCUACGUGGCUGAGCGGAAGGGCGAGCGGGAGGAGAUGCAGGAUGCCCAUGUCAUCCUGAAUGACAUCACGGAGGAGUGUAGGCCCCUAUCAUCCCUCAUUACCCGGGUUUCCUAUUUUGCUGUUUUUGAUGGACAUGGAGGAAUUCGGGCCUCAAAAUUUGCUGCACAGAAUUUACAUCAGAACUUAAUCAGGAAAUUUCCUAAAGGAGAUGUAAUCAGUGUGGAGAAAACUGUGAAGAGAUGCCUUUUGGACACUUUUAAGCAUACUGAUGAAGAGUUUCUUAAACAAGCUUCAAGCCAGAAACCUGCCUGGAAAGAUGGGUCCACUGCCACGUGUGUUCUGGCUGUAGACAACACUCUUUAUAUUGCCAACCUCGGAGAUAGUCGGGCAAUCCUGUGUCGUUAUAAUGAGGAGAGUCAAAAACAUGCAGCCUUAAGUCUCAGCAAGGAGCAUAACCCAACACAGUAUGAAGAACGAAUGAGAAUACAGAAGGCUGGAGGAAACGUCAGGGAUGACAAAGAUGAUUUCCUGCUUCUGGAAUUCCUGCCACAGCAUGGAUCAACCUUGAGGACAUGAUGCUGAGUGAAAUGAGCCAGUCACUGAAGGACAAACACUGUAUGAUUCCAUGAAUAUGAGGUGCAUAGAAUGGCCAGAUUCAUAGAGACAGGAAGUGAAAUGGGGGUCUCCAGGGAAAGAGGGUGUGGUGUGAGUGUUUAACAGAGGUUCAGUUUGGGAAGAUGAAGAGAGUUCUGGAGAUGAUGGUGGUGAUGGCUGCACAAUAGUGUGAACUCAGUUAAUGCCACUCAACUGUACAUUAAAAAUAGUUAAAGGCAAAUCUUAUCUUGUGUAUAUUUUUACUAUAAUUUAAAAAUAAAAACCCACACUUACAUGGUUUAAAUAAAAAGGCUUAUUUAUAGAUUCCGUGCCUGUCCCCCUUAUUCAUAGUUCUGGAUUCUCUCCAAUGCUGCUUCUUACAGAAAGAAGCAAAUCUGUGUACAGAUUCUUAUUUUUCCUACUUUCUUCCACCAAAGGUAGCAUACUGUGUGCAGCAGUGUGUCACACUAUCUCAGUGGACUUCUCUGAGAAGGUGCAGUUUUAUUUUUAUUUUACGAGGAAGGCAACUGGACAGGACAGAUGAGGCAAGCUUGCAUGUGUAGCAUUUAGAUGUAAAUAUGCAGUACAGCCCUAACUGGUUUGGCUCAGUGGCGAGCAUCGCCCUCGGACUGAAUGGUCCCUGGUUUGAUUCCAAUCCAGGGUAUGUAUCUUGGUUGUGGGCUUGAUCCCCUGUAGGGGGUGUGCAGGAGGCAGCUGAUCGGUGUUUCUCUCAUUGAUGUUUCUAACUACCCUAACUCUCUAUCCCUCUCCCUUCCUCUUUGUAAAAGAAAAUCAAUAAAAAUAUAUUAAAUAAACAAAUAUGCAGUGCAUGUGUCUGGGACCAGGUCACAUUCAGGUCUCGGAUAUUGAAAAGGCGCUAUUCUGGAAUCCACCUUCAGUUACUUCGUUAGCAUCCAUCAUAAUAAGACACAGGACUUGGGCAUCUGAGUCAGAAGAGGAUGCAAAAGCAUUGAGACUGACUGUGUCCUGCUUUUGCUGAUGUGCUAGAGGAGCUGACGUUAGAGCAGUGUGCAGCUUAUCCUGGCCGCCAGGGCAACCGUCUCAGUACCUCUCUCUCUCAUUGUGAAGGAGAAACUGUAACAAAGUACCAGCAAAGAUCACAGCCAUCAGGGCUUCUGUCUGUAACUAGCAGGAAAAUAGUUGUCUGGCUGAGGAAGCAUGAAGCUAUGAUUGAUGGGCAGGUGGGAAAGGGAUGGGAACUAACACAAUUCUGAGCAAAAGUGGGGAAUGUGCCAGAGAAGGUGGUACCCAGGAUUGAUGGGUUGAAACUUAAGAACCCCUCACUCCUCAGCAUGGUGGUCUGGGAGAACUCUGAGGGUAGUGAAGAAGCAUGUAGUCCUGUUGAACUUGUCUGAGGAUGAAGGUGGUGGUCCAGCCCUCUGCCCAGGUCAUGAUACUCAGUCUCCUUGAAAUGAGCUGCAUUCAUGAUGUGGCGGAGGGGUAUCCACACCGGGCACCUGGCCAUUUGGUCACUGAAGAAGCACUUGGUUGGAUUCUUAUGCUUUGAGCGGCUUCCUUAAUGGCACUCUUAGGGCUGAGGGACUCCCCCAACCCUACCAUAUCCAUCUUCACUUCUGCUCCUGUGUACCUCGCCCGCUGCUGUUUGCUGUAGUAAUUGUAUGGGGAGUACUGCUUCUUUCAGGUGCCUGGUUAAGUCUGUUGCUGAUCCCUCAGCUGUUCCUGCGGGGAA
Myotis myotis is the source of this 2888-nucleotide messenger RNA. RefSeq names its product ILK associated serine/threonine phosphatase (gene ILKAP). Gene Ontology annotation, biological process: protein dephosphorylation. The transcript is spliced from 11 exons. NCBI's taxonomy places the organism in Eukaryota, Metazoa, Chordata, Mammalia, Chiroptera, Vespertilionidae. Bases 107 to 1159 code for a protein of 350 amino acids. Gene Ontology annotation, molecular function: cation binding; protein serine/threonine phosphatase activity. The record is from RefSeq and is a predicted model, not a curated record.